AUGGCUCCAAAACAUGGCCAGUGGGCACACUUGCGGCCUGAAGAGGUCACCCUCCUGGAUUAUGCGGCAGAUGACUCGCGUGAUAUCAUAACCCUAUCAGACAAGGAGAAGCUGGUCCUGCAGCUCGCCAACCAGAUUCAGGAACAACGGCUCGAAAAAGCGUUGCUGAAGCAAGAGCCGGAAUCUCUCUCUGGCGAUAACGUGGAAGAGGCGCUCGCGACGGCCGAACGCGAGCUCCUAGAGGCGCGAGCUACCCACACCGUCAGGAGGAAAGCCGCUCGGAUGGUGCUCAUGACGGAUCCGAUUCUCAAGGCGGUACACCUGAAGUCUACGAUUCCGCCUGAAAAAAGUCUACUCCGACUAGUUAACCGGCGCGACGUGCUCGCGCUUGCGCAGGAGAAUCUAGCCUCGGCUCAUUCAGCCGUGCUUGAACAACUUUCUCACGCAGAGGUUGAGAAUAUCCAGAUCAACCAAGAGAACCAGAAACUUGUGAGCGAACUGCUUGAGCUUACCAAGGAAGAUUCCUCUUGGAGGGAUCGACUACAGGACGCGCAGCUCGCGUCGCAGCUUGAUGAGCUGGAAGCGGAACUCAAGACCAGUCAAGCAAAAUGGGAUACGAUGAAGAGUAUUGCCAGCGCAAUGGUUGUAGGCAGCGGGUUAGACUGGGCUGAUAAUGAUACCCUACGAGCGCUUGUUCUGGAUGAAAGCGACGAUUAA
Messenger RNA from Penicillium chermesinum, 717 nucleotides. Its product is annotated as centromere protein H. The record is from RefSeq and is a predicted model, not a curated record. The coding region runs from base 1 to 717 and encodes 238 amino acids. Lineage: Eukaryota; Fungi; Ascomycota; Eurotiomycetes; Eurotiales; Aspergillaceae. Gene Ontology annotation, biological process: kinetochore assembly. The transcript has 3 exons. Gene Ontology annotation, cellular component: kinetochore.